This is a messenger RNA of Sitodiplosis mosellana (orange wheat blossom midge), 13871 nucleotides long. Its product is annotated as metabotropic glutamate receptor 2. The transcript is spliced from 20 exons. Gene Ontology annotation, biological process: G protein-coupled receptor signaling pathway. The coding region runs from base 1279 to 7092 and encodes 1937 amino acids. Gene Ontology annotation, cellular component: membrane. The record is from RefSeq and is a predicted model, not a curated record. NCBI's taxonomy places the organism in Eukaryota, Metazoa, Arthropoda, Insecta, Diptera, Cecidomyiidae. Gene Ontology annotation, molecular function: adenylate cyclase inhibiting G protein-coupled glutamate receptor activity.
GUUUUCAUGCAAUUCAUGGCACGACACAUGUUUUGAUUGUGGGCGGUUGCAUGCACAACAGUCAGCGUGAAUCACAGUCAUAUCAUUUUCAAAUGUGUACAUGUUUGCAUGCGAAGGCCAACGGCUGUCAACCAUUCGGGCAGAGAACCGGAAACAACAGAAAAUUCUGAAACAAAUGAAACAAGUAAACCAGAAAAUUCCAAUAUAUCUUAAUGUUUGAAAAAUGUAUAUUUAGAUUUAUUCGGUUUGAUCCCAACUCCGCUUGCCUGUAUUAUUACACUACAUUCAUAGAGCAUUCCAGAAUACGUACACCAUUUCGAAAUAGUGUUACGGUUAAAUUGCAAAAGACGACGAGGACGACGUUGACAGCGGAUGCGAACUUCAUCCGAAGAAAACAAAUAUAUAUACACAGUACACACACUAUUGACAAGUGACAAACAACCACCGAGGAAAUGAGAGCAGUAAAACGCGCACAUUGAUGCGACGAUGUGUAAUGCAAGUGAAAUAAAAUCAUGCAAAAGCCAACAUUAUAAUAAUAAAAGGGACAAAUAAAAGACAGAGACAGAGACAGAGACACAGAACGUCUACAUGCCAAGCAGAAAGGACACACACCCACACACACACACAUAUAUAUAUAUACACGGAACAAAAUUGCCAGAGAACGAGCAAUGAAUGCGGAUUAAACGUAACACAAAGAAGUACAUAGCAUAAAUAUCAAUAGAUUUACGAGUUUCAUUUCGAAUAGAACGAGCAUAAGAUUGUCACAUCUGCACUUUGCGCCAUAGUGCACGCGGCGGAUCGGCAAACGAAAGGAAGAAAAAAAAAAUCGGGAAAAAUCCCAACGAGCCGACGUCAACAUCGAAAAAAUUAUACAAUCGCAUAACGGCACACACUGCUGAACACAACAUCUUAUUGAUUAAGCUGUUCCAUCUACAUUGUGUCGCAUACGAAAAUGAAAUGGAAACAACGUCACAUCCAGAUGAAUAUCGUCCAACGGACGUGCUAAAUUUUUACUAAAUGUUCCUUGAUCCGGAUCGUGUGCACGGUUUGCGGAAACGAAUAGCAAGAAAUGCUGCAAAUUAAAAUCGUCCCACUGAAUUUCGGUGCGAAACAAAGACAAAAACGCAAAAUAUAUACACAAAUCGAAUAAACUUCCACAGUGAUUCCACAAUCAAGUCAGUGCAAAACAACGCAUUUAUACGCGUAGGCGUAAAUUAUUGAACGAGCGUGCAAUACGUAAGGAAAAGAGUGAGAAAGUGAGAGCGAGCGAGAGAUAGAAUGAGAGAGAUGAACAUGGUCGGUAUUCGGUUGAUAAUUUAUGUCCUGACUAUCAAUGGUCUCGGAUUAAAUGGUGAAAAUGUCAAAACGUCUGUACCAGACGCAACAAUCCUGCCCCAGGCACCAUCUUUCAAAUCUGUGAUAAACAAUUCUACAUUGACCAGCGCUGCCGCGUCAAACAACCGAACCAAAUUUAUUGUGGCCAAUUUUGAAGAAACGCUUAGCAUUCCAAUUUCGACAGCAUCAGUGCAAACAGCGCACAAUGAAACAACAACAAUAUCGUCGACGACGACGACGACUGCGAUGAUGAAGAAGACAACAAGUAAUUACAACAAUGAAUUGAAUGCGCGAUCAAUUCAAACGACGAACAAUAACAAAAUGGGCGCGAAUCAUAGAAAAUCGGAUAAUGGUGAAGUGAGUCCAAAAACACCGCCAAUACAAGCAAUUCCGAAACGUGAUAGGCAAACGUUAUGGAAUUCAGCACUUGACGAUGGUGUUACCGUUACAACGUCAACCAAAACUCCAGCGCUUGAAUCUGGAAACGACAAAGUGGAACGCAUCAAGCAACUAAAAACAUUGGCACCGAUUAAUGAACAGAAAAUCUUAUUAACUCGUAAAUCGCAUAACGAACAACUUAAUAAUGAGAUCAGUGGGAGUUGGAUGCGUACAAACAAUGACGAUGUUAAUGGCGAUGGCAGUGGAGAUGUAGCUCGAAGUGUUUCAAAUUCAAUCACCGUGCCAUCGCUAUUUAUAACUGCUGCCACCACCACUACAUCACAAUCAAAUAAAGAAGUUUUAAUCGGGAAUUCAGUAAAAAUGUCAGAAAUACCGAGCGAAACCAUCGAACCGUUUACAAGUGAUGCGAACGAAAAAAGCCCAUUAUUAUUAUCUACACCAGUAUCGAUGGCCGAUAAACGCAACGACAAAGUGUUGAUCGCUCAAAGUAAAACAGCCAGCGACCCUUUGUUCGCUGCAAACAAAGCAAAUAAUUUAAUUAAUUUCUCAAAUACUGCUGUUUACGGUACAAACACCACAAUAAUAAACAAAGUUCCGACAAUGCAAUAUGAAAAUUUGGCCGAAACUUUUAAAUUAAACGCCGGUGGCACAAUUAAUGCGGUCGAUAGCUUGAAUCCAUACAAUGGAAAUCAUGGUGUAAACAUGGCUGAAAUUACCCGUCCGGACAAAAAUACGGGUUUUGCGAGCAGAAACAAUUUGAUGGAGGCCAAUUCAAAUACGCAACAAAUUCCAAUUAAUUUCAAUCACAGUGAUGAAAUGCAUCCAGCAACGGUAUCCACCGUUCAUCAUGUGGCAUCUUCAUCAUCUACCAUUGAAGUUCAGCGAUCACUGAAUGAAGUUAACAAAAAAAUCCGCACUACCAGUAGUUCCAUUGGGCACAAACGGUUUAAAUCAACGGCAAGCCGUUUAAAUAAUGCUGAUAAUGAGAGCCAAACUGAAAAUGGUGUACCAGUUGCGAGUGUGGCCGAUCGAAAAAUGAAUGACAGUGCUUUCAAUACUAAUAAACAAACAUUUGUUUUUGGUUCGACAACUCAAAUGAUGACUGUCAAUGUGGUGACAACGACGACGGCAACGACGACAGCGGCGCCUGAUGUGCGAAAUAAUGCACCAAUUCAUUCAAACUUAUUGCACGCAGACACAACAUCGAUACAAGAAAAUAUCGGCACCCGCGCCGUCAGCACCACCGCCGCUGUAGCAUCACACGAAAAACCGUUAAUUCGAAAUGAAGUUGAGCUGAACAUGCAUAAUGGUUCGUCAAGCAAUCAAGCGAAAACCUCUUUUGCUGAACUUUGGUUCAUAAAUUCCGAUGUUACAACAAGUCGUCCGUACGAAAACACUAACAGAUUCACCGAACCGGUUAAAGUUACAAGCAAAAACAACUAUAGUAGUAGCAGCAGCAGCAGCAGCCGCAGCAACAUUAACAUUCACACCACUGCCGAUGGCAGUAACAAAAAUUUAUCGCAACCAUCAGAAAUCAUCAACUUGAGCACAUCAUCAAAAUUAACGAUGUCAUCGUUAUUAGUCGAUGGAGAGAAUAAUAGCAAUGGCAGUUCGAUAAAUACGUUCGUUACGCAUUCCAAUGCAACGGAAAGCCCACUGAGCACCGUUCAACGGUCAUUCAUCCGAUUGAAAGACACAAAAAGCAAUAAUUCAUCAACAAUUUUACCGUUCGAAUACCAUUCAGAAAAUAUUGACAACGACGAUGACGACGCCGACGACCACGACCACGACGAUUAUAAUGAUUCUAACAGCAGUAGCAGCAGCAUCGUGCCAUCGACACAACAGCCAGCCGCUGUUGAUGAUUUGAAAGCUCUCAUGAAUGGUACAAGCGAUAAGAUGAUUUCGCACACAAGAAGCUUUGCAUUGCUUGAUCAUCAAUUGCUGCUAUCGCACGGUGAUGCGUUCAGUGAGGCGAAUUAUGUGAAUAAUUUCUUAACCGCAGCAAUUACUGCCGAACACGAGGUCGGCAAUCAAUUUGCAAUCGAUUAUUCAAAUGGAAGUAGCAGUGUUAACGACAGUGAAACAAUCACUACAUGGCCGGUUAAGCAUGCGGCUAUUGUCGAAGGUGACGUCGUUCUAGGCGGUUUAAUGAUGGUGCAUUCCAGAGAAGAUACCAUCACAUGUGGCCCAAUUAUGCCACAGGGCGGUAUUCAAGCACUUGAAGUAAUGCUGUACACAUUGGAUCGCAUCAAUGAAAUUGGACUGCUGCCAAAUUUCAGCCUCGGUGCACACAUUCUCGAUGAUUGUGAUAAAGACACCUACGGCUUGGAGAUGGCAGUGGAUUUUAUCAAAGGUUCAAUCAGCAACAUUGACGGAGGCGAAUACCACUGCAAUAAAACACAAGUGCGAAAAGUGAUAUCGGGUGUUGUUGGGGCUCCAUCGUCUGUGACAUCAAUCCAAGUAGCUAAUCUCUUGCGAUUGUUUCGCAUUCCACAGGUUUCGUUUUUCUCCACGAGUCCCGAACUGAGCAACAAACAGCGUUUCGAAUACUUUUCGCGAACCAUCCCGUCGGAUCAUUACCAGGUGAAAGCAAUGGUUGACAUUGUGCGUCGUAUGGGCUGGAGCUACAUUUCCAUUAUAUACGAAGAAAGCAAUUAUGGCAUCAAGGCAUUUGAGGAGCUCGAAGAUCUAUUGGCUAAACAUAAUAUUUGUAUUGCGGUUAGGGAGAAGCUUGUAAAGGACUCGGGUGUGGCCGAAGAAAUCGCUUAUGACAACAUCGUACAAAAGCUGCUAACAAAACCUCGAGCUAGAGGUGUGAUUAUCUUUGGGUCCGACCAAGAAGUACGUGAAGUGAUGCGUGCCGUUCGUCGAAACAAUGCAACUGGAACAUUUUCAUGGAUUGGCUCGGACGGUUGGUCAGCACGAAAUCUGGUAUCCGACGGAAAUGAACCUGAGGUCGAAGGAACGUUGUCUGUGCAACCUCAAGCAAAUCCAGUGGUAGGCUUUGAACAGCAUUUUCUCGGACUCACCGUUGAAAAUAACGCACGGAAUCCAUGGUUUGUCGAAUUUUGGGAAGAUCAUUUUGAAUGCAGAUACCCGAAUAGUUCGCUGACGCCGUAUAAUAAAAAAUACAAAAAAAUGUGCACCACCAAGGAAAAGUUACAAAAAAAUACGACCGCAUUCGAGGGUCAAUUGCAGUUUGUUAGCGACGCUGUGAUGGCAUUUGCAUAUGCACUCAGUGAUAUGCACAAGGAUCUGUGCCGAGGUGUGUCCGGUCUUUGUGAUGCAAUGCGUCCAACGAAAGGAGCCGACCUAUUGAAGUAUUUACGAAAAGUUAAUUUCACAGGUUUGAGUGGUGAUCGCUUCCACUUCAAUAGUAACGGUGAUGGACCAGCACGAUAUAAUAUAAUUCACUUCAAACAAGUGCAGCCGGGCAAAUAUGGAUGGAUCAAAGUCGGUGAAUAUUAUGAGGGUGAAUUGCGUUUGAAUAUGGACGAAGUGAAAUUUAAGUCCCAACAACCAAAACCACCAGAGUCAGUGUGCAGUUUGCCGUGCGAGAAAGGUCAAGCGAAAAAAUAUGUUGAAGGCGAAAGCUGCUGUUGGCACUGCUUCAACUGUUCCAUGUAUCAGAUUCGUCAUCCGUACGAUGAAACGCAGUGCAUAGCAUGUCAAAAAGGAACGAUACCCGAUCGAUACAAGGAGCACUGCCAAGAUUUGCCGGAACAGUAUUUGCGGCUGGAAUCCGGCUGGGCUAUUGGUGCAAUGACCUUCAGCUCAACUGGAAUGUUAAUUACAUUCUUUGUAGUUGGCGUAUUCUUACGGCACAAUGAUACACCAGUGGUUCGAGCAUCUGGCCGAGAAUUGAGUUAUAUUUUAUUGGCAGGAAUAAUUAUGUGUUAUUCGGUGACGUUUGCAUUAGUGCUUCGGCCCACCGACAUAACGUGCGGUCUACAGCGAUUUUGCGCUGGUUUUUGUUUUACCGUUGUUUAUGGCGCAUUGCUCACCAAAACAAAUCGCAUAUCACGAAUUUUCAAGCAUGGAAAACAAUCGGCCAAACGACCAUCUUUCAUCAGCCCACGAUCACAGCUUGUCAUCUGCGCGUCACUCACUUCAGUUCAGGUGCUUAUCAAUUUGAUCUGGCAGAUAAUUUCACCGGCACGUGCAAUGCAUCAUUAUCCGACGCGAGAGGAUAAUCUACUUGUGUGUGACUCUUAUGUGGAUGCAUCGUACAUGAUUGCAUUUUCCUAUCCCAUAUUUUUAAUCGUAAUUUGCACAGUUUAUGCAGUUUUAACGCGAAAAAUACCCGAAGCAUUUAAUGAAUCGAAGCACAUAGGUUUCACUAUGUACACGACGUGUGUAAUUUGGCUGGCAUUCGUUCCGCUAUACUUUGGCACCGCAAAUCAUGUACCACUUCGGCUAACAUCAAUGUCAGUGACAAUUAGUUUAUCGGCCAGUGUUACGGUGGCGUGUCUAUUUUCGCCCAAGCUUUACAUAAUUUUAAUUCGGCCGGAGCGAAAUGUCAGGCAGAGCAUGAUGCCCGUUCGAUACAGUGCCAUGAAUAAAACAACUGGUACGGGUCCGUCAUCGUCAAUGAUGGCUGCAAUUAUGGUGACAGCUGCUACAUGCAAUCAAAAGGAAAAAAUCGAAAAACAAACAACGACGAUCUAUCCACCCGAAGACGUCAACAAACUAAAAGUUCUAAGCACUGGUGGUGGUGGUGGUGGUGGUGGUGAUGGAACUGAAGGGAAUGGUUGUGCUAGAUUUGUGGAGAUAGCGACGCAAACGGUGAAUUUAACCAAUUUUUUAACGAAUUUAAAUAGUAAUGUAACGAAUUGCAACAAUACAUCCGAGCCGAACAGUGAACAAAUGGUGUCGCCAACGAUUAUGUCACCGACAAUAACAGCGAUGGCAACGCUGGCGAUGCCAUUGAAUGAUGACUACCAGCAGCAGCAUCAUCAAUUCGAUGACGUAUCACCCGCUCACCAAUCACAAUCACAUAAUCCCAAAAGUAAUAAUGGCCAUUGCAUUGUUGAUGGCACACCCAAUCCAGAUGUAAACGAUGGUGUGACGCAGGUGACACCAUUGCAUCAUUCCUUCGAAAUGACCGAUAUUGAUGCCGGUUCAGUGAUAGACACGUAUCAAGGCGAUAGCACAAAUUCCGAUUUAGUUUUGAACCAUGAUUCAAGCGCAAUGGUGACGGAAGUGGUGGUGGUGCCUGAAUCAACGACAAUGAUAACGAGCAAAACAUCGACCGAAAUUGAAACAAUCACUGCCGAUGAUGCUACAGACUUAGGAAGAAAACAUGCUUCAACAGAUGGCGGUGGCAUUAAUGGGCCGGCAAAUGAUUUACGCGUAUAGCACAAGAAUAGUUUAAAAACAUCAAAGUCCAAAAAGCGUGCACCAGUCGUUGUCUAAAUGCGCCGCACCAACACUUCAGAGAGAACACGAACAAAUAUAGAGCUCGUAAGUAAACAAAAAGAAAACAAUUUGGCAGUGAGAGAUAGAAAAUAAGCAUUCAAAUAGAUAUUGAGAUAGAAAAUAAAUAAAUAUCGAGCAAGGGUAUUGGGCAAUUUUUCUGCUGUUGAAACGGAUUUUUUCAUUCUCCAAUUUUGAUCUACUACUUUUAGAGCAGCACUAGGGGCUAAGAACAAGUUGUGAAAUUCACAUAGAUUCGCAUAUAUUCAUGCGUUCGUGGCUUUAUUAUUGUUGUUGUACACUCACUGCGCUGCGAAUGUCUCGUAUACACAAUCACUCGAAUUCACAAAUAUUCGUACGGAUUCGUCUCAAGCGCUUGUAUUCUUACCCCCUAGGAGCAGCAGUGCUCAGUAGCUGCACAGAAUAAACGAAAAAGAAAGGAAAUGCAAUAACAUUCACAGGUGCAUCCGGACGGAAAAUGUGCGUGUGCAAUGUUUAUUUUUCCAUUCAAUAGAGAAACAACACCAGAAGUGGAUGCAAAAAACGUCCGUCACUGUGAAAAAAAAAGUCCGACAAAAAAAAAAUCACAUAUAAUUCGCACAUUUGACCUUCAGCACAAUGUCAUUUCGUGUGCAUAAAAUACAUGUCAUAUAUUUACGCUGUUUAAUCUACCAUAAAUAAUUUGCAACACUCAAUUUGCACGCUCGUACACCGGCAAAUAAACUGAAAAUUAUGCUUUGACUUCUGCAUUCGACACACAGUUUCAUUCAUAGAAAAAAAGGCAACUGAAAUGGAAAACAUUCCAUUCCAUUUCCGAACUAAUGAUUCAAACAAGUUUCAUUUAAAUAGAACUAAUUGAAAAAGCAAAUUCAUGUGAUCUAAAAUUUCAUCAAAAAAAAAAAAACAUCGUCUCAACUUUUUUAUGUUGAACGAUAGUUAAACAUGUUACGAAUGUAUGGCUGAUAUGUACGAUGCAUGAUACGGUUUCUGUUACAAUGAUAAACUUGCGCCAUUUAUUAUUACUUGCGGUGUGAUCUAGAGUGUGAUUGUCUUCAAAAUGCUUGAAUGUGUCAACAAUUUUGACUACUUCAGAAAUAUUCAAUUGAUUUUUAUGAACAAAAUAAAACAAAAAGAAUAACCAUUCGAUAUGAAACAUGUAAUAAAGCUUCUUAUAAACUCACUUUUCAUAUCUUGAUAUUGAUUAUUCUCUUCACAUCGUGAUAUUUGAUCGAAUUUCAGUCCAUGCUUCAUCACUUUUCAGUAAUUUUCAUUGGUUUUAUCGCGCCACACUCCUUUCCACCCGUCUCUAUCAACAUAAUCACCGUGAACAUUAACCACUGAUAUGUCAACACAUUGUCUCUAAUUCAAUACGAUACAAAGUCCAGCGAACAAAGAUCAAAUCAAUAUGGUUAAAUAAUUAAUGUGUAAAUGUAGGCUUUUAUGACGCUGAUGACACAGAAGAAAAAAAAUUCACACAAUUUCCUUGCUCAAAUUUGAACUCUAGUAUGUAAUGCUAGGCCCAUUACCAACCGGAAAACCAUAAAAGAAAAAAAAAUCAACUAAACUAUUAUAGCAAAUAGAAAUCUGCUCUGAUGAAAAUGAUUAACUUAAUAAACGUUCUGAAAUGACCGUUUAUUUUUUCGUUCUUCGUUUAACUUAUGUCGAAUUUUACGAAUGUGUUACUGAUGAACUCUCUCGCAUAAUGUUACAAAUACCAUUUUGGCGAUUGAAUUACACACGAUUAGCACUGAAUAUUUAUUGAUAAAAUGUCAGACUUAAAAUAACUAUAAUUAUCUAAAUAUGGAUGUAUAUAUUACUAUGUUGUUGCAUGAUUAUGAGAUUUAACAAACUAAAAGAAACACACAUGAAACAUUCUAAUCAAAUUGUAGCAAAAGAAUAAAUCAUAUUUACAUUUUUCAUCAAAACAAAUGUGAAUACGAAAUUGGAGACAAACAUAAAGGGAAAUUAUUUUAUUUAACGCUGUGACUGUGGAACUGUAACUGUAGUUAGGAGAAACAACCAUUUUAUUUACAUACACACACAGCAACGUUCUGUGUUAUAUUUUUUAUUGUUCCAUGAAAUCGGAGUACAGAUGAGUCCGAGCGUGUAGUGCGUUUGGGUUUUUUUUUUUGUUUGGCGCUGGUAAUUAUGAAUAGAAUAAUUUAAAAGUGUUGAAUUCAUUUUUUGCACCAUCGGCAAUAAUAUCAUUUUCAGUGACUCCAUUGAGUGCUUUUGUUAUAAAAACAAACAAAAAAUGUUCGCGAGUUGUGCCGAAAAAUGAAGAGGAAAAAGAUGCGAACAAAAUGCCGGUGAAUCAAUUGAAGGAAAAAUGUUAAUCGAAACAUUGAGAAUUUGUAUUCAAUGAUAACAAUUGGAAUAAGAAAUGAAAAUGGAAUAUUUACAUUUUAAGCAUAGCAUUUAAACAAUCGCCAAUAAUUGCAAAUGUAAUUUAGUUAUAAUAAUGAGUUCGACUAUCGAUUAAUCCAAUGCCGAUCAAUCAAAAUCUCUUUUUCGCUGUGCGCAGAAUUUAAAAGAAAAAUCCCAAAAAGAAAAUACAAUUUUCAUUUUAUCGGAAUCUGUCGAAAAUAAUUUAAUCAAAUGUUGGCGAAAUAUAUAUACAUAUAUAGAGAGUCAGUGAUAAAUAUUAGAACAAACAACCAAAUAAUGAUCCGGUUUAGAGAAUCUUUUGAAAAUUUUAAUGCAAAGCAGUCAAUGUGUGAUGUGCUGGUGAUGAAAAAAAAAAAAAUAAAAUAAAAGCAUGAGCCAGCGUUGUUUGCACCACUGUUUGUCACUAACAAUAACUAUUUCAUGCCAUUCUCGGUUUCGCUACAUCGAAAAAAAACCAAUCAACAUUUGUCAUUCCGUGUGCAAAAACCCGGAUAGGUGGGAUGUGUAUAGCUAACACAGUGAAUAACGUGCGUGCAAUCAACAACAAACAACAAAAUUAUUUAUUAUGUUCAACUAAAUAUAGUAAUGCAUUUAGUCGAAUAAGCUUUGUGUUUCAUAGAAUAAAAUUUAAGCAUUUAGAAAUGCCAACACACUUAACGGUAACAGCUACAGCAUACAAAGAAUCUACUUCAUAAAUCCUUUCACACAUGGAAGAGAUUCGUUUCAACUCUUCCAACUUGUUCAUAUUCAAUUGAGUCACAUUACACGUUGGAUGAAGCGUGCGGCACACAGACAAUCCAACCAAUCUAGGGGAUGAUAUAGCAUCUAAAUUUCACUCCCUUUUACAACUUUGUGAUUUUCGAAUUCCAAUGAAAUUCAAUGUUUUUUAUUCAAAGAAUGACUGAGAUUUUUGCAAACUAUUGGCGGUGUUGAGUUUGGUCCCUUCUCGCACUAACUGCUGUCAUGUUUAGUUCACGUACUAGCUGUUAUUAGUGCGAGUGAAUACCGAUCAGUCACCACCAAAAUAUCUAUCGUAUUUUGUGAAUCACUCAACUAGUGAAUUUGUCAAAAGAAUCCAUCGAAAUCGUUGCAAAUUUGAAUGAAUCAUAAAUCUUGUGUCUGCCCCUAGCAGUCUGACUGGCUGUGCUGUUGAUCUGAUGAGUUUUGGCCGGUAUAUUUGAAAUAACGUAAUUGGUUUUAAAUCAGCACGUCAUUUAUUACCUCUACCUUCGUAUAUGCGCUAUAAUAUAUUGAGUAAUGUGGUUAAAAGUCGAAACUAAAACUUUUUGCCGUAUCAAAACUGUGAGUGUGUGUUCUGUUGAACCAACUUAAUAUAGUGGCUGCUCAUGAAUGGAAAAAGUGGACGUGCUGUGUUUGAAAAACCCCAAAAUUGCUGGUGUCAAAAACAGUGGCACAGUGUGCGCUCAACCAAGACCACUCAUUUUCACGUAGAGAAACUUUAAUUUACAUGUGACAUCAAUUAAUUAAAACAUUUUGGAUAAAUAGAACUUAAGUGAUCGGAAAUAGAACUUAAGGUUGGCAUAGGCCCCAGUUUCUCUUUGCCCGGUGAAUCGAAUUAGGAAGGAAAAUCAAAUGGCAGAAAAUCCACACAGCUAUUACACACGUCAAACCAUAUUUCAACUGCGAACCAGAAAAAGAAAGAACAAAUCAAAUCGAGCAACAACAAAAGCUAAGAAGAAAAAAUCAGAUAUUUUUACUUGUCCUUCAGCGUUAGCCAAUUAAAUAUAAUAAGUUUAUAGCUCUAACAUAAAAUUUAACUAACAAAAACAAACCAUCCAACAUGAGAACACGGUUUGGCUCUUCAAUAUUUCAAGUGAUAAUCAUCUAAAUAUUGACUCAAUCAUAUUACAGGAAUAACAGAAUAGGAAUCAAAUUAAACAACAACAAAAAAAGACGAAAAAAAUACACACACACUACAAUUUGCAAUGACAUAGCUCAUGUGAACGGAAUGGCAAUUGUCGUCGUUUGAUGGUAAAAGUGUGAUCGAAUAAAAAUGAGCAUGUUCGUCAUUAUCCAAUGGUUUCCGAUGCCAAUUCAAACGACGAAUGUGUCAUCCAAUCCGAACGUAUACAAACUCUCCCAUGCACAAAACGAUUUGUCAAAAAAGCACAAACACAGCAAGAUAUGAUACGUGCUGGUUUCACAGACAGACAGACACACACACACACACACACACACACACACACACACACACACAUACAUUCAAAAAGCCAUUGUCAGUGAUUUUAUUUGAAUACUGCAUUUUUUCAGCAAUAAUAACAAUAUCAAGCGUAUAAAAACCAAAAGCCAUUCAAUUGAUUAAAAAAAGCAAAGAAACGAAAACAACACAAAAAAACAAAAAAGCAUUUUAGGAGACACAAAAUAAAAGAAUGCCACUUUAGCAUGAGAUAUGUCGCUUUAGCGCAAUACGCUCGUAAAUUGAUCUGGAUUACGUAUUCCAAUACGGAUAUACGACCGGCGGGCACAUUUUCGUUCUUUCUUUUUUUCAACAAAAAAAAGGUCAAACCAAUUGACUGAAUGUAGAGCGUUCGUUGUGCGCUAAACACGUCUCUGGUUUAAUUUGAAAAUGACUCGGAUCGGUUUGCGAACUGUAAAGAAGAAAAGAGAAAGAGAACGUGUGUGUGUGUGUGUGUGUGAGCAUGUUCAUCGAUUCUCUUUUUCUCGAUUUUUUUUUCUUGUAACAAAUAAAUUGAAUAUAUUAUCGAAAUUGUCAGUGUUGAAUAUAUGUAUAAAUCAAUGUUGAAAUAUGUUAAAUUAGAAAAUAAAGCAGGAUACAAAAUGCAAAUCCAUGAAACGAAUAUGGAGAGAUCUAUAUGGUUGAGUGGAAAAUGCGCAACCAUCACACACACACACACUCUAUAGAUGUAUGUGCGUAUUGUUUGUGCGCUCGCCAAAUAACUUGGUUUCGAGAUGUGGCAAUAAAGAGAGCGGUGAAUUGCAAUCGGACGGACGAAAAUGAACAGAAAAGGAGCCCAUGUAUUUUAUUUAAGCUGCAAUUAAUUGGGAAAUAUCAUAUAUAAUGAUGAUAAUAAUAAUAGAACGGAUCAGUGCGAACAAACAGUAAAAAUCGCUUGCACUUAGAGUGGACGAGGAAAAAUGUGUUGUGUGCAUUCUCGUUUAUGCACACUCCACACUCCACACUCCACACGGUCAUGUCAUGCAUAAAUGCCGAAUGAAAAAAAGGCGAGAAGAAUGAAAGCAAGAUUAUCAAAGUUGUUUGUAACAAAAUAAAAUGCAUUAAAAACCAUAACUAGUCUCUCUCUCUCUCUCUCCCUCUCUCUUUCUCUCUCUCUCUCCAUUUCUCUAUGGCAUAAAUUCCUAUACCGAUGCCAUGCUCAAACUAUCCGCAUAGCGCAGCAGCCGUCUUCUAUAUUUUUCGGUGUCUUCUCUCCAAAUAACAUGCCAGCAUGCUUUACUUUUGCAAUGUGUUUGUGUAUAUGUUGCACAAUAUGUCUUAAUAACGGAGGAUAAGCGAGAAUUUUAUGAGCGUGCAACCGAAACUGUUAGCGAUUAUAUGUAAUUUUCUAUUUCGUGGAAAUGUUUUUCCAUCGCACGACUACGGCACACUUCUUUUCUCCCUCCGUUCACUUUUUUUCCGCCAGCUUUCUGCUUUCUCUAUUGUUCAGCAUAUGUGUGAAGCGACGGAAAACCAUAUCUCGGUACUAUGCGGAAAAUCUAUUGAAUGCGCAAACAAGAGAGAUGUGUUGGAAAGAGAGAGAGAGAGAGAAAAAAGAGCGAUGAUACUGUAACAUUUGACGAAAAUUAAAGCAAAACACUCCAUUUAAAGUCAACUCAAUAUAUUAGGCCUAGUCUCAAACAGAGAAACAACUUUUAUAACUUUUUCCUCGUCCCGAAAUGCUUUCUCAAUCUCCUCUCUUACUACUCGUUUGUUCGUUUUGAUAGUGCGUCCACAAUCUCAACAAUACCCACUCCCCCACCUCUUUACCUCCUCUCUCACUCACACACACGCACCCACUUAGAAAGCACACACACACACACACGCCAAAGCCCAAUUUUCUUGCCACAUGACACUUUCUACUUUUCCCACCAUUGAUCAAGAAUUGUAUCAAAAUAGAUUGAAGUAAAUUUAUUGCCAAAAUACAACAACAAAAUAAUAGUAAUAACAAAUAAAAACUACAAAUGAAGAAAAAAAAAACUGUAUUUACAUAGCGCUUAAGUGUCUAAUGACAACAAACAAGAGAAGGAAUAAAUGAAGAAAAAAAUGACAAAAACAACAACAACAACAAGAGCAACCAUUCUAGUGUAAAUAUGUAUACAAUUUUAACUGAGAAGUAAAUUUAUUGAAUGUUUUC